Molecule: messenger RNA, 674 nt
Organism: Diospyros lotus (date-plum)
Lineage: Eukaryota; Viridiplantae; Streptophyta; Magnoliopsida; Ericales; Ebenaceae
Product: protein RSI-1-like
Exons: 3
Coding region: 244-534 (96 amino acids)
Source: RefSeq, a predicted model, not a curated record
UUUCAUCGCCAAAUUGAGCUGUGAUCAUCAUCAGCAUCAUAAACCGUCGUCUUACAUGGCAUGCCACUGCACCGUCAUAAAAUCAGAUCACGUGGAUUUUUAAUGCGCCUUCUAUCUAUCUAUCUAUCUACCUUCCAACACGUACCUACCUCCCUUCCUCUAUAAAUUUGAGAGACAGAGAGACAGGGAUCCGUUCAUUAGCUACUACUAAGCAUAAAGAAGUUGCCGGCCGGAGGGGAGGAGAUGGCGGCGAGGCGUCCGAUCAGCGCUCCCUUGUGGCUUGUCGUCACAGUCCUGCUUCUGAUUAUUUUCUCCAACGCGGUUGAGGGCUAUAACGGACUUCGUCCUCAGGAUUGCCGGCCGAGAUGCUCAUACAGAUGCUCGGCAACAUCAUACAGGAAGCGGUGCAUGUUCUUCUGCCUGAAAUGCUGCGCCAAAUGCUUGUGCGUGCCUCCAGGCACUUAUGGCAACAAGGAAACAUGCCCUUGCUACAACAACUGGAAGACCAAGAAAGGGGGCCCCAAAUGCCCUUAAUUUACUUUAAUCCCCCAUCCAUCUCUCUAUUUCUUCUCCUAUUUAUAUACACAUAUAUACAUCAAAAUAAAUAAAUAAAUAAAUUAUGCUAGCCAGUGUUAAUUUCUCAUUUGGUUCCAACUGGGGGGCAUUUCUUUGGC